AUGGGCGAUGAACUGGAGACUUCUGCUCUUGUGAGGAUGAAGAGUAAACUGAUCUACACACACUUCAUUCAAGUCUACCUAUCAAGAGUGGACUUACCAGAACCUGGAUGCAGUAAAUAUGUGAAUGGCAGUAAAGAAUGGCUGCAGAGAUACCUUGGAAAGUUUUCAAUUUUUGCAAGGCUUGAGGAUCUUAAAAAAAUAAACUCCAAUUUCUCUGCAAAAGAAGUUUUAGGGCAGCUCUCACCAAACCAGAAGGCUGAGCUGAUCCUGGAUCCAGACAGCGGCGCUUUGGAAAAUGAGACCAUCGUAAGGGAGGUGCUCACAAGCUUGACACAGUCCCCUGAUGAUGAGCAGCUCAAUCAGUUUUUUCAGACUUUUACAGACAUCAACAAGCAGAGAAACAUCACCUUCAUCACAAAUGUGGCCGUAAGAGACACCAUCUUGAACCUGACCUUGACAGCCCUUGCUCCUGAAUUUGAAGACUUUGAGCCUGAAGACUUCAAGCUGUGGUUCCAGGUCUAUUUGGUCACUGUGAUGGCCAGCCUCCAUCCUGGCAGCUUGGUGGUGAUCCCCACUAACAUCAGCUGUGCAUCCUACGCAGCUAUCCUCACUGGUCUUCAGCAAAGUGUGAAAUCCCUCCCAAUGGACCUUUCACAGGGCGUGAGAUCAAGCACAGAGUCACUCAAGGAGACAUUCACACGUUGCUCAGUUGCAGAUUCCUUCACGUGCGAGGACACCCCAGUUGAUGAGGGCCUCAUCUGUGGUGCAGUCAACAGAUCAUCACUCCAACAAGCCCUUUCUACUGGCAAUUCCUCUACAGUUCUGUGCAAUUUCACCAUCACUGCACAUGCCUGUUCCUCGGCUACACAUCUCACACCCAGCAACUUGGUGACACUGAUGAAAUGCUCACUGGAAAGCCAAAGCACAUACCCGGUAGAGGUCUGGAAGCUUCUCUUCCAAAAAGCUUCCACUGCACUAGACCAGGCUCUUGACUCAUUUGCCACCAUGGCCCCCAACAACAGCAAGCCAUCCUUGUCGCCUGCUCUUGAUGCUCUUGGAGAGGUGAGAAUUGCCAGCUUCAGCCAGGCAGAACUGCAGAGCCAAGAGUUUGUCCGCAGCUGGUUCCAGAGCAAGAUUCGUCCAUUUUUGGCCUCUGCAUCCCCCAACUUCCUAUUCUGCCUGAGCUCCAAGAACUUCAGCUGCUUUACAUACCAGACUGUCAUCCAGGUAUUCGGCAGCCAAAGGCCGUACAUGGACAGAGAAAGACAGCAAGCAGUCUUCACUCAUUUCAUCCAACCAUUCCUUUCAAGAAAUGACUCGUCAGAUCCUGGCUGUGUCUCCUCUGUCAGAGGUAGUAAAGAGUGGCUACAGACCAACCUUGGCGACUUCUCUGCUUUUGCAACCCUGCAGGAUUUGCAAGCCCUCAAUCCCAACUUCUCCAGUGCCGACACGUUGUCAGUGCUCACUCCUGCUCAGGUGGCACAGCUGACACUGAGCUCAGUGGACUCCAAUGACACAGACCAAAUCGACCGUGUGUUUGAGCGACUUGAGGAGGGCAAUGCUCUGGAAAAUGUGGAUGAAUUCCUGACACAGCUGACAGCAGAUGGAAAGGACCCUGAUUUCCAACCUGUUGUGAGAGACCGUGUAAUGAAUAAGACCUUCACCAUCAUCAGUCCCCACUUCCCACGCUUCAACACAGCGGACUGGUUUGCUUGGUUCCAUAUCAAACUGGUUCCUUUCCUGCCAAGUUUCACUGCAGUGAUGCUCAAGAAUGCAACCUCAGACAUAAACUGCACAGACUACCGUGUUGUUGUGAGCGGGCUGGCCAAAGUGUUCCCUGCAAUACCGCUGCGCAGACAACAAGAAAUCACACCUGUUCUGCUGGGCUACCUGAGAAAAUCUGCCAGUGUCAUCAAUGAGCCAGUUUGCAGGCAGGGAAUUCAGAGUGAUGCCCAAUGGCUUGAGACAAACUUGGGUCCAUUUUCCACCUAUGCAACAUACUCUGACCUCAAAGUCUUCAACCUGUCUGGGGUGGCAGUUGUGGGCUCCCUCUCACCAAACCAGAAGGCUGAGCUGAUCCUGGAUCCAGACAGCGGCGCUUUGGAAAAUGAGACCAUCGUAAGGGAGGUGCUCACAAGCUUGACACAGUCCCCUGAUGAUGAGCAGCUCAAUCAGUUUUUCCAGACUUUUACAGACAUCAACAAGCAGAGAAACAUCACCUUCAUCACAAAUGUGGCCGUAAGAGACACCAUCUUGAACCUGACCUUGACAGCCCUUGCUCCUGAAUUUGAAGACUUUGAGCCUGAAGACUUCAAGCUGUGGUUCCAGGUCUAUUUGGUCACUGUGAUGGCCAGCCUCCAUCCUGGCAGCUUGGUGGUGAUCCCCAGUAACAUCAGCUGUGCAUCCUACGCAGCUAUCCUCACUGGUCUUCAGCAAAGUGUGAAAUCCCUCCCAAUGGACCUUUCACAGGGCGUGAGAUCAAGCACAGAGUCACUCAAGGAGACAUUCACACGUUGCUCAGUUGCAGAUUCCUUCACGUGCGAGGACACCCCAGUUGAUGAGGGCCUCAUCUGUGGUGCAGUCAACAGAUCAUCACUCCAACAAGCCCUUUCUACUGGCAAUUCCUCUACAGUUCUGUGCAAUUGUACCAUCACUGCACAUGCCUGUUCCUCGGCUACACAUCUCACACCCAGCAACUUGGUGACACUAAUGAAAUGCUCACUGGAAAGCCAAAGCACAUACCCGGUAGAGGUCUGGAAGCUUCUCUUCCAAAAAGCUUCCACUGCACUAGACCAGGCUCUUGACUCAUUUGCCACCAUGGCCCCCAACAACAGCAAGCCAUCCUUGUCGCCUGCUCUUGAUGCUCUUGGAGAGGUGAGAAUUGCCAGCUUCAGCCAGGCAGAACUGCAGAGCCAAGAGUUUGUCCGCAGCUGGUUCCAGAGCAAGAUUCGUCCAUUUUUGGCCUCUGCAUCCCCCAACUUCCUAUUCUGCCUGAGCUCCAAGAACUUCAGCUGCUUUACAUACCAGACUGUCAUCCAGGUAUUCGGCAGCCAAAGGCCGUACAUGGACAGAGAAAGACAGCAAGCAGUCUUCACUCAUUUCAUCCAACCAUUCCUUUCAAGAAAUGACUCGUCAGAUCCUGGCUGUGUCUCCUCUGUCAGAGGUAGUAAAGAGUGGCUACAGACCAACCUUGGCGACUUCUCUGCUUUUGCAACCCUGCAGGAUUUGCAAGCCCUCAAUCCCAACUUCUCCAGUGCCAACACGUUGUCAGUGCUCACUCCUGCUCAGCUGGCACAGCUGACACUGAGCUCAGUGGACUCCAAUGACACAGACCAAAUCGAGCGUGUGUUUGAGCGACUGGAGGAGGGCAAUGCUCUGGAAAAUGUGGAUGAAUUCCUGACACAGCUGACAGCAAAUGGAAAGGACCCUGAUUUCCAACCUGUUGUGAGAGACCGUGUAAUGAAUAAGACCUUCACCAUCAUCAGUCCCCACUUCCCACGCUUCAACACAGCGGACUGGUUUGCUUGGUUCCAUAUCAAACUGGUUCCUUUCCUGCCAAGUUUCACUGCAGUGAUGCUCAAGAAUGCAACCUCAGACAUAAACUGCACAGACUACCGUGUUGUUGUGAGCGGGCUGGCCAAAGUGUUCCCUGCAAUACCGCUGCGCAGACAACAAGAAAUCACACCUGUUCUGCUGGGCUACCUGAGAAAAUCUGCCAGUGUCAUCAAUGAGCCAGUUUGCAGGCAGGGAAUUCAGAGUGAUGCCCAAUGGCUUGAGGCAAACUUGGGUCCAUUUUCCACCUAUGCAUCAUACUCUGACCUCAAAGUCUUCAACCUGUCUGGGGUGGCAGUUGUGGGCUCCCUCUCACCAAACCAGAAGGCUGAGCUGAUCCUGGAUCCAGACAGCGGCGCUUUGGAAAAUGAGACCAUCGUAAGGGAGGUGCUCACAAGCUUGACACAGUCCCCUGAUGAUGAGCAGCUCAAUCAGUUUUUCCAGACUUUUACAGACAUCAACAAGCAGAGAAACAUCACCUUCAUCACAAAUGUGGCCGUAAGAGACACCAUCUUGAACCUGACCUUGACAGCCCUUGCUCCUGAAUUUGAAGACUUUGAGCCUGAAGACUUCAAGCUGUGGUUCCAGGUCUAUUUGGUCACUGUGAUGGCCAGCCUCCAUCCUGGCAGCUUGGUGGUGAUCCCCAGUAACAUCAGCUGUGCAUCCUACGCAGCUAUCCUCACUGGUCUUCAGCAAAGUGUGAAAUCCCUCCCAAUGGACCUUUCACAGGGCGUGAGAUCAAGCACAGAGUCACUCAAGGAGACAUUCACACGUUGCUCAGUUGCAGAUUCCUUCACGUGCAAGGACACCCCAGUUGAUGAGGGCCUCAUCUGUGGUGCAGUCAACAGAUCAUCACUCCAACAAGCCCUUUCUACUGGCAAUUCCUCUACAGUCCUGUGCAAUUUUACCAUCACUGCACAUGCCUGUUCCUCGGCUACACAUCUCACACCCAGCAACUUGGUGACACUGAUGAAAUGCUCACUGGAAAGCCAAAGCACAUACCCGGUAGAGGUCUGGAAGCUUCUCUUCCAAAAAGCUUCCACUGCACUAGACCAGGCUCUUGACUCAUUUGCCACCAUGGCCCCCAACAACAGCAAGCCAUCCUUGUCGCCUGCUCUUGAUGCUCUUGGAGAGGUGAGAAUUGCCAGCUUCAGCCAGGCAGAACUGCAGAGCCAAGAGUUUGUCCGCAGCUGGUUCCAGAGCAAGAUUCGUCCAUUUUUGGCCUCUGCAUCCCCCAACUUCCUAUUCUGCCUGAGCUCCAAGAACUUCAGCUGCUUUACAUACCAGACUGUGUAA
Molecule: messenger RNA, 4848 nt
Organism: Toxotes jaculatrix (banded archerfish)
Lineage: Eukaryota; Metazoa; Chordata; Actinopteri; Toxotidae
Exons: 41
Coding region: 1-4848 (1615 amino acids)
Source: RefSeq, a predicted model, not a curated record